This is a messenger RNA of Microthlaspi erraticum, 2055 nucleotides long. Lineage: Eukaryota; Viridiplantae; Streptophyta; Magnoliopsida; Brassicales; Brassicaceae. The record is from the annotation of a GenBank genome assembly.
AUGGCUCGCAAAGGAAGCCAGCAGAAGAAUGGAAUUGAUCACCAAACCAAGCAAAGAAAGAAAACUUCUGAUUCUCUGCUCUCUUCAAAGGCACAAGGGAAAGCUAGUGACGCUGCGACUGUCCUGAAAGAGACCUGCCAAGAUAAUAAACCUACAAGAAGCAGUCCAGCUUCCGAAACUUUAGAUAGAGACAUGGAUGCAGCGAAAGCCUCUGCUUCAGAGACUGAUUUAGCUGGAGAUAGACCUCAUAAUGAACCUGGUUUUAGCACAGAAGAGAGUAGGUAUAUUCCGUUUAGUCGUGAACACAUCAACGGUGUUAUGAGAAGCUUGCUGGAGAUUUUGAGCACAAACAGCCCUUCAGAGAAUAUUGGGCUAGCGUACAAUGCAGCACUCAGGAAACUGAGGAUACUCACUGCUACCAUAUCAAGGGAAGCGAGUCCGUGGAUGGAAAGACACAGGCCUUUGAUGGUUUCUCUCAGAUCACGAGUGUAUAAAGCUCGUGAUGUUGUUUUCAAGAAAAUUCGGCAAGUGUACCCGGUUGUCUUGAGAUGGCUUAUGCACUUUGGCAGCAUCGUUCUUCUUCUGUCUCUGGUUUGGUUGGACUGUGCAAUCCGAGGUUUUGAUUCUUUCAUCCGGAUGGGAACAGCGUCCUUUUUCUCAAUCAUGUGGUGUGGUCUCUUCUCAGCGUUUUCCAUGAUCGGCGUGACCAAAUUUCUAGUGUUGUCGGUUGUUACUGUUCUGGUGUCGUUGUUCAUUGGAUUCGUUGUUGGAGCUAUUACCCUCGCCAUUUCUGGUUUGGUUUUGCUAUGGCUCUAUGGUAGCUUUUGGACAACACUGCUCUUCCUCUUUGUAGGAGGUCUGGCAUUCAUGCUGAAGCACGAGCGCGUUGCACUGCUUAUCGUCACAGUGUAUUCAGUCUAUAGUGCAUUGAGUUAUGUUGGAUGGCUAGGUCUUCUUUUGGCUUUUAAUCUUGCUUUCAUCUCAACCGAUGCUCUCAUAUAUUUCUUCAAGAACAAAUUAAGCCAGGAGGGCUCAGCUGAAAUACCCACCGAUCCCUUAAAUGGUCCAUCUUUCGAAAACGGCCCUGGCUUUCCGGGAGACCGUGGUCCAGGAGUGACGUCAACUAGCGGAACCGACUCUGAGUUAACAUCUGAAGAUGAAGUUUCUCGGUUACUUAAUUGUGCUGACCACUACUCAGCUUUGGGGUUACCUCGGUAUGGGAAUGUUGACAUGGCUUAUCUCAAGCGAGAAUAUAGGAAAAAGGCGAUGUUGGUCCAUCCUGAUAAGAAUAUGGGGAAUGAGAGAGCAGCUGAAGCUUUUAAGAAACUUCAGAAUGCAUAUGAGGUAUUGCUUGAUUCUGUAAAACAGAAAUCAUAUGACGAUGAAUUGAAGAAGGAAGAGCUACUGAACUACUUCCGGAGGUUUCAGAGCUCUUCUCAAAAGGAGGCUCGGGGACACUGUUUCUCUGGCUCGGGUUUUGGAAGCUCAGAAGGGGAAGGAGAGGAAGCCUUAAGAGAGUGUAGACAAAUAGCGUGUAAAAAAUGCGGAAAUCUCCAUGGCUGGUUUCUAACAAAGAAAUCAAAAUCUAGAGCAAGAUGGUGCCAGGAUUGCAAGGACUUUCAUCAGGCAAAAGAUGGAGAUGGUUGGGUUGAACAAUCUUCACAGCACGUCUUGUUUGGGCUGUUUCAAAAGGUUGAUAUGCCGCGUGCUUACGUUUGUGCAGACAGCAAAGUGUACGAAGCUUCUCAGUGGUAUAUCUGUCAGGGAAUGAGAUGUCCAGCGAACACACACAAGCCGAGCUUCCAUGUGAACACGAACGUGACAGGUGCAAAACGAGGAGCAAGUGGUUCGUCAGGGCAAAAAGCAAACCAGAAGAUGCCAAAUGCAAACUUGGAUGAAACAAUGACAGAGGAAGAGUUCUACGAGUGGUUGCAGAACGCCGCGCAAGCCGGUAUGUUUGAUAAUGCCAGCGAGAGCCCUUCUUCAGCAACUGCCACUAGCACAAGUAGUAGUAGCAGCAGCAAGAAGAAGAAAAAGGGAAAGAAGCAAUGGUGA